CCUAAGCAGGUCACGUGCUCCUUGUAUAUCCAAUGCUACUGUCUGGUUUUGUUUACUUCCGCCGCUUACCAAAACCUGAACAAACGCCCAACCGGAAAACAGAACACCGCUUCCUCAGCCUUCUUCACCAACUACUCAUUACUCAUCUCCAACAAACCCUAAUUUCUCCUCUUUCUCUAACCAAAACAUUCAAAUUGCAACAGAAUCAUCAAUUUCCCCAAGUUUUUCAAUGGCGGCGCUAUGAUUAACAUGUAAAUUUUCAUGGCGGUGAAAUGCUUGCUCCGCAGCAGAGUUCACUUCCAACAACCACGUUUCUUCAGAUUCUAUUCUCCAUAUUCUUCCGCAUUGAUGUUGGAUGAUGAAACUCCAAAUUUCAAUGUUCCAGUUCCUAAAACCCCGGCGAAAUUAUCUCGUUUGGUUGUUAAGGUAUUCAAGUCCUUAAAUUGGGGGGUUGCAAGGGAAGUAAAGUUCAAAGGUUUGGUUCAAAGGCAUGGUUUUUAUCAUUCAAUCAAUUCCUUUAGAAUCAUCAUUCACACUUAUGCUUUGGCUGGUAUGAGUUUGGAAGUGUUUAUUUUGCUUAGAGAUAUUGUUGAAUACUAUAAAGAGCAAAAUCGAGACGCGUUUGAAUUGUUUUCGGUUUUGAUUGAUUCACCACACCAUGUGAAAAUGAAAAGGUCUGUUGUUGUGUUUGAUAUGCUUAUGAAAGUUUUUGCUUCAAACUCUAUGCUUGAACAUGCCUAUUACGUGUUUGUUAAUGCUAGGGAGGUUGGGAUUCAGCCGAAUAUAAUGUCGUGUAAUUUCUUGUUGAAAUGUUUGGUAGAAGCAAAUAGAGUGGAUGGUGUGAGAUGUUUCUUUGAAGAUUUGAGAAAGUUUGGUCCGAAGAUGAAUAUCCAUACUUAUACAAUCAUGAUGAACUUUUAUUGUAGAGAUGUUGGGUGCAGUGUUGAUAUUAGGCGGGCUUCUGAGAUUUUAGGGAAGAUAUAUAGGAGUGGGGAAACCCCGACUGUUGUUACGUAUAGUACUUAUAUUAAGGGACUUUGUAAAGUUGGUUCCGUUGAGGUUGCGUUGAAGUUGAUUUGUGACUUGCACCGAAAAAACCAGCCUCUCAAUAGCCAUUGUUUUAAUGCUGUAAUAUAUGGAUUGUGUCAAAGACGUGCUGUAGAUGAAGCUUCACUAGUUUUGGAAGAAAUGAAAAACUCUGUAAUACUGCCCGAUGUUUAUAGUUAUAGCAUUUUAGUUGAUGCAUUUUGCAAGAAUGGAGAUGAUAAGAGAGCUAUUGACUUGAUGACAGAUAUGAAACUCUACGGAAUAAAACCAUCCAUUGUUAGCUAUACUUCUCUCAUUCGCGGUCUAUGCAAGAAUAGGCCGAUGCAAAGCUUGAUGAAUAUCUUCCAUGAAAUCGGUGCUUCAGGUUGCAAAUAUGAUCAGAUUAUGUAUGAAACUUUAGUUGAUGGGUUUUGCAGGAAAGGUGAUAUGCGUUCAGCCAUCCAUCUUCUGGAGGAGAUGGGUGACAAUAAUUUUGCUCCCUCUGCUUUUAGUUAUUGCAGUCUAAUUAGGGGGUUCUACAAAUUGAGACAAUUCACUAACGCGUUGAAAAUUUAUGGUAUCAUGCAAAAAAGGGGUUUCUGGCCGGAUACAAUCACUUGCAAUCAUGUUCUUAGUAUUUACUGCAGGAAACGUGAAUUCAAUGAAGCCUUGGCAUUGUCGGAGAAAUUCCAAGAACACGGAGUUAACCUCAACCCAUAUUCAUAUAAUGAAUUCAUCCACAAGCUUUGUAGAGAAAGUUUUCCAGAAAAGGCACUGCAGCUUCUGCCACUAAUGCUUAAAAAUAAUGUACUUCCUGGAGUUGUUAAUUAUAGUACGCUUAUAACUGGCUUUGUCAAACAUUCAAAUUCUAAAAAGGCCGUGGUGUUAUUCACUAGAAUGACAAAAGUAGGAAUCACUUUCAAUGUCAGAACGUACACAUUUCUUAUGGACCUAUGUAUCCGUAAUUGCAAAAGGCGUUUAGCAUACUACUUAUUUGAGGAAAUGAAAGAAAGGGGUGUAUAUCCAGAUCAGAAAGCAUAUAAUACUCUAAUAGUUGCCUUUUGUAAUGCUGAAGAAAUGAUUAUGGCGCAGGCAUUAUAUUAUGAAAUGUUGCGGGAGGGCUGUUCACCAGAUGUAAUUACUUAUACUAGUUUGAGUAAUGCAUAUUGGAAGUUAAACAUGAUAGACCAGGCUCAUAAGUUGUAUGACGAAAUGAGGGCAAUUCUUUUUUCCUGAUUAUGUAAGGUUCUGCGUCUGAAAGCUGGUGCAAUUAGGUAGCUCUGUCAAGGCUUCCAUUAUAUCCAGCUGGAAGGUCAAAUAUUUUGAAUUUGGAUUAGGUGCAGUCGCCGCUGCACGCAGUCAGCUGGAACCAGCAAUCGGACAGCCUCAAACUUGCUGACUGCAUGCAGUCGCUGUCUUGGGACUGCACACAAGCCGGAUCCAAAUAUUUCAUUUCUAGUGCAAUGAUCCAAGGAAGACAAAUUGGAUUUGGUCCGUAAAGAGAGUCAAACAUGACCUUGGGCCUUCGCUCGCUGGUAUAUUUGAAGGAGCGUGUGCAUUUUUGCUGAGCAGGAUACAGUAGAAUCUGUUGAUCUAAUCUUCCCCAAACAGUACUAGAGGUUGAGUUAAAUGUGUUUGUUGACGUAGAUGUCAUUGUUGAUACCCCAUCUGAAGGUGUUUGUGUCGUCUGAGCACCAUUGCCAAAACGCUGUUUUUUCAAUAAAGCUAAGCAUAGAUGGAGAAUGUUGCAGAUGUCUUUUGGUGAAGGGAGGUUGGAUCUUUUCGUAUCUUCUGAGAAGGUUCAAAUUAAUGUUCUCUAUGAAGAAUAUUUCUCAACCGAAGGUUACUGUGUUUUUUUGGUUGAAGUUCACUUUGUUUCCAUGGGACUAGAAGGCUCAAGAGAAAAUAAAGCUACAAAAAGCAGUUAAUAAAAUAGAGUUAUAAGAGGCAGUGUGCCAAAGUUGGAGCUGGAUACUGUAUUUGAGCAGAAGAAUGAUAUAGGAAAGGCUGCCGUCUGCCGAAGAUGAGCUUGAGAAGGCGAUGUCGAACUACAGUUACGAGAUAGUCCAGACUCUCAUUGUUGAUAUCGAGCCUGAUGUUAAUGUCAAGAGAGCAAAGAAUGAGAUCAAUGCAACUGCGAGAAUGAGGUUGGUUGCAAACGAGAAAAGCCGAAGCAUAAAAGAUAUUCAAGAAAGCUGAAGGAGAAGCUGAGUCCAAGUAUCUACCAGGACACGGUAUAGCUCGUCAACGUCAAGCUGCCAUGGACGGACUGAGGGACAGUGUUUUUGCAUUCUCCAGAAACGUACCCAGAACAUCGGCUAAAGAUGUCAUGGACACGGUGUUGGUAACUCAAUACUUUGACACCAUGAAGAAAAUUUGGAGCAUAUUCAAAAUAUGUCUGUGUUCAUACCACAUGGUCCUGGGGCUGUUAGUGAAAAUAUAUUUACGGAUUUUAAAAUGAAAUUGAGAGGAAAAAAGUUAUUAUAGAGAAAAAAUAUUUACAAAAGUUAAAAAAUAAAAACAGAAAAUGUUCAACUUCUUUCUCUUAUUUUUAUUUUUACUGUUGUGAAUAUUUUUUCUUUAUAAUAAACUUUUCUCUUAUAUUUAUUUUAAAAUCUGUAAAUAGUUUUUUUCUAUAAUAUUACUUUUAUAAUGGAGAGAAAAAAUGGACAAACAGGUAUGUUGAAGAAAGUUAAAAGAGAAAUUGUUUAGUAUUUUUUUGGCAAGAGUGUACCAAAAAAAGCAACAAAAAGAGAUUGACAGGAGAUAUAAAAAGUAGAGCUAUUGUGAUAAAUAUAAAGAGAAUGAAUCUCCUAUGGCAAGGACUAUUACAUCAUAUGGCUUAUUUAAUUAAGGGCAGUGUCCUUGAGCAUUUUUUAAAUAUACUAAAUAAAUAAAAUAUUUUCUCUCCAUUAUAAAAUACAUGUAUUUUUUAAAUAAUUUAUCAUUUUAAUUACUUAAAGAGUGCUCCUGAAGACACUGGUUAACAUUUCUCUUUAAUUAUGAGAGAUUUAAUUGAUAUUUUGUUCUUUAAGUUACUUAUUAUUAUAAACUUUUGUAUUGUUAUUAGGGGAUAAAAUAGACUAGGUUCACAUUUAGUUUUAAGGCUUGAGUUUGGGUAUGAUUUAUUCUAGAUUUUUUUAGGUCUGAAUAGACCUUUCUAAAAGUUGAUAAUUUUUAAACUAAAAAUAUUUUGGACAAGUUUAGAAAAAUUAACCAAAGCCUAAUCCUUAUGAGAUUAGAAAUAACGUCCAAGUGAAUCUAGAUUAGUCAUGAACAAUCACAAAUUAUUAGUUGCCUCAUAAAUUUCUUUUUCGUGAAGGGUCAAACAAGUCUAAGUGGAGAAGCUCAAGAGGUUUUGAUGUCGAAGCAAUCUUUUUUUCAACUUAAACGACACUCUCGUUUGCUUUCUCGUUUGGCAAGCAUCACAUAAUUUGUCUUUUAAAAAUUUAAUCUUUGGAAGACCUAUCACUAGAUUCUUAGAUGCUAUUAUAUUAAUAAGUCAAAAUUCAUGUGACUUA
This is a messenger RNA of Vicia villosa (hairy vetch), 4547 nucleotides long. Its product is annotated as pentatricopeptide repeat-containing protein At5g41170, mitochondrial-like. Lineage: Eukaryota; Viridiplantae; Streptophyta; Magnoliopsida; Fabales; Fabaceae. The coding region runs from base 262 to 2262 and encodes 666 amino acids. Gene Ontology annotation, molecular function: protein binding. The record is from RefSeq and is a predicted model, not a curated record. The transcript is spliced from 8 exons.